Molecule: messenger RNA, 171 nt
Organism: Penicillium paradoxum
Lineage: Eukaryota; Fungi; Ascomycota; Eurotiomycetes; Eurotiales; Aspergillaceae
Exons: 2
Coding region: 1-171 (56 amino acids)
Source: RefSeq, a predicted model, not a curated record
AUGUGUAUGAAGGCUACCUGCUCGACCUGCAACAAGGCCUCCUGGUGGGGCUGUGGAAGCCACAUCCCUUCGGUGAUGGACUCGAUCCCCGAGGCUGAGUGGUGCUCUUGCACUCCUCAGGUCGAUAAGGAUGGGAAGAAGUACCCUCCCAAGGCCGCCAAGGCCGAUUGA